This is a messenger RNA of Paraphaeosphaeria sporulosa, 621 nucleotides long. RefSeq lists its product as uncharacterized. The transcript has a single exon. The coding region runs from base 71 to 289 and encodes 72 amino acids. Lineage: Eukaryota; Fungi; Ascomycota; Dothideomycetes; Pleosporales; Didymosphaeriaceae. The record is from RefSeq and is a predicted model, not a curated record.
ACGACAACUCUCAGCAUCAUCGCUAUACCCUCCUUCGUCCGUGAACUAUAUUGCGACCACCUGCUCGACGAUGUACUCUGGCUUUCUAGGUCAGAGCGGAUGGUAUGUGCACUCGGAGCUGAUUGCUCUGACAAGCAGUAUCACUGACACGUUACCUGCAUACAUGGUCCCGACAAUGUUUAUCUUGGUCGAUUCGAUGCCGCUGGCUGCACUGGGACAGAUUGCGGAAGAGACAUCUCAGCCGACCAAAGAUAUCCGGGAUGUGCUCGAGGCAACGGACUAUCAAUAGUGGACUUUGGCUGCUGGUCACCUUUGGAUUUGAAGAUACAUGAAGUACUUCGCAAUACGAUUCGAUGCAGGUCUGGAUACGAAAAAGCUCAAGAACGCAUAUCAGUCGGUAAUUGGCGCCACCCGAUUCUGCGGACCGUCUUCGUCGUCCGGAACCAGCGGCUGAUGUAAGUGGUGCUCGAAAAGUACGAAGCGGAGUAUGUUCGUUGCGAAGAGAAGGAUUGCAAUGACGAGGGCAUGCCUCGUCCUUUGACCGAAUGAGACAUGAAACGUCCAGUUAGCCUCGAAGACCACAUCAUACGAUUCAUUCUCGUCAAGCAAAGCGAGAAUAGC